AAUUUAACUGUCUCCCUCCAUGCCUCAGGCGGGUGGGUGCCUGUCUCGUUAGUGAAUCCCAAAGCCACAAAACAAAGAAAAAAAAGUCAAAAUUCUCCUUAGCCUUUGAUUUGAAAGGUUAAGAGGGGCGAGCGAGCCUGAAAAUGUAAUGGCAACGUGGGGUUCUUCAAUGGUGGACAGUCUGAGAAUAAGCACAAUAAUAUUGGGUUUAUCAAACCUAGCGGUGGUGAUUGUUGGUGGGGUGCUUUUGUUUCCUGUAUUUCCUGGUUGUGACGUUGACAGAAUAACUAUUUCUGUUGUUAUGGUGUCUUUGGCUGCUGCUUUCAAAAUUUUUGCUAUGUUUAACUCUGGGAUUGCCCAAAAGGCUACUGCCAUUACCAUUCUUGAUUCUCCUCCUGAUACUUCUGUUGUUAAGUCCAUUAAUCUUCUUCGAAGACGGGUGGUUCUUAGUUGGACAAACACCACUGCUUAUAAUGGAUGAGAAGACUGUACAAGUUUUUUAUUCUUGAUGUGCAUGUUGAGUGUUUUAAGAGUGCAGAGGUACAAAACAUGGCUUUGGUAGAGUCGGUUUGCGUUGGCAAUGACUCUACUGCAAACUGCGACUGCAAUUUACCUUGUGUUUAGUGUGGCUGAAUUUAUGUCUCAUGAUGGAACAUCAAGUAAAUGUCUCACAGGGACAGCUUCAAAUGUCCUAAGAUGGAGGUCUUUUUAUGAAACCCAAGAUGAUGCAUGGAAGGCACACUAUCAGGAGGUGUUUGACCAUGGAAUUCGUGAGGCUUUGUGCUGCCUGGGGCGUGUCAAAUACAUGGGGGCGCCUAAGGAAGAUGAAGUUUACUCAGUAGCACGAUUGUUGGGUGAUCUUGUUGCCUAUCGUGCAUCAGGCACUGGGCAUUUGGAACUUCUAGCAGGUCUAGCUUUGUUGCAAAGGCAUAGUGAAUCACCUAAAUCUCAUGAUGAAAUGGUAGCAGAGAAAAGAUUCGGGAGGCUUUUUCUUUCCAUCAAUUUGCUGAAGCUGCAUAUACUGUACUUGUAAAGCUGCUAUAUUUUUCAGGGCCCGUUGCUUGAUUUUGGAAGACAUACUAUAUUUUUUCCUUGUGCAUGGCUCUACAGGCAAGGGAUUUUGACUCCAUGGACUCGUAACAGAUGGCCCUCACUCUCUGGAGAUAACUGGUGGCGGGGUCAUGCAGCAGCUUUUUUAAAAUAUGUUAAUUUACCCUCUGAAGCUCUUCGACAUGGUCGUGUUUGUCAGGAAAAAUGUGAAGCUGCAUACUUUGUUGUGGUUCUACAUCAUCUAAGAUCUGUAGUGAUCUCUGUCCGAGGAACUGAGACCCCUGAAGACCUCAUAACAGAUGGUUUGGGCAGGGAAUGCCUCCUUUCUAGAGACGACUUAGAUGGAUUGAUAAAUAGCAGCCAUAUUCAACCUGAUGUGAAGCGAAGAGUGGAAUCAUCUUUCCCACACUAUGGGCACUCUGGCAUAGUUGAGGCUGCACGUGAUCUUUAUAUUCAAAUUGAAGGAGAUCUUGCAGAUAAUGAAUCAGAAAACAGCUCUGGCUUGCUUUCCUCAUUGCUGGGAGCUGGAUGUGAAUGCGAUGGAUAUAGUUUGCGCAUAGUUGGCCAUUCCCUAGGAGGUGCGAUUGCUGCUUUGCUAGGACUGAGGCUAUAUAAACUGUACCCAACGUUACAUGUCUAUGCAUAUGGACCCCUUACAUGUGUGGAUUUGGUCAUAGCAGAAGCAUGUUCAGAAUUUGUUACAAGCAUUGUACACAACAAUGAAUUUUCUACACGGCUUUCAGUUGGAUCACUCCUACGGCUCCGCGCUGCUGCAAUUGUGGCACUUGCACAAGAUUCCAAAGCUGAUAAAGCCUUGAUUUGUAGGCUUGCUCGUCAAUUCCUCUUUGUGAGCAUGAAUCAAAGAGGGAGGAUUGAGGUAGUUGAUCCAUCAGAGCUACAUUCUGCAGCCACCACAGUAGAAGAACUGGAUCACAAAGACUAUGUGGGAAGCAAAAAGGCGGAUCAUAGUUAUUCUCUCUGGAAUGAAUUAGACAGGACCAAUAGUGGCGGUGAUACAGAUGACGACAAUUUUGAAAAUCCAUUUUAUGACAAGACUGCUGUCAUGAAUUCAUUAGAUGAUCCUGUAUCACAAUUUUUGGAAACUGUCCCCAGGGCUGAAAAUGAGUCAGCUGGUGAUGAUGUAGAGAUGUUUCUACCAGGCCUUGUGAUUCAUAUGGUACCACAACAAAGGCAUGUCAGUAUGCCCUUCUGGAAAGGCUGGAGCGUUCAAGAGAGUGUACGGAAUUAUAAUGCUUAUUUAGCAACAGAGAAAUCUUUAAAGAUAUUGUUGUUUCACCAAAUAUGUUCUUAGAUCAUCUGCCUUGGAGAUGUCACAACGCCAUGAGAAAGGUGUUGGAAUCUCAAAAUGACAAAGGCCUGCUUGACGUAUCUCAAAUCGUGUGAGUUACAUGCAUUCAUUUUUUCUUCUGCCAUUCUGGCUUGGAGCUGCAUGUCUGAUAUCUAGUGGAGUAAGACUAAAGGAAAGAAAGAUAUAACCAAGAUCUACAAGUGAGUCUGCAUGAAGCAGACCCCAGACUUGGAAAAGGAUAGGAGCAGUAGCAUGUUUAAAUUUUACAGCAGAGGUUGCUCAUCAUUCCAAUUUUCAUGAUCAAGCUGCAGUCAUUCAACAGAAAACUGUAAACGUAUAACAAUCUCCAACCAUUCUUUGCUAGCGGAGCAUCCCCACAGUUAAAUUGUACAGAAGAUGUUUGACAUUCGAACUUCCAAAACUCAAACUGUUGACAUUGUAGCCACUCUACAAAUGAUUUAAAACAAGAAAAUUGUAAAAGCUGUUAAAUAUAGAUGGACAAGUGCUAAGUGGUGUCUUGAAACUUUGAUGGCUUGUUCUGACAAUGAAAAACUAUCUCUCUCAUCAA
Messenger RNA from Populus trichocarpa (black cottonwood), 2927 nucleotides. RefSeq lists its product as uncharacterized. NCBI's taxonomy places the organism in Eukaryota, Viridiplantae, Streptophyta, Magnoliopsida, Malpighiales, Salicaceae. Gene Ontology annotation, biological process: lipid metabolic process. The transcript has 15 exons. The record is from RefSeq and is a predicted model, not a curated record.